AACCACUACCUGAACCACUACUAUCCUCCCUCUAUCUUCACCACGCUUUAUCUCCCUUCUACACCCAUUGAUUUUUCAGUCAGUCCAGCCUCGAAAUUCUGCAUUUGCAUCUAUCUAGACUCUUCUUCUCUGUCCGACUCAGUAACAGAUUCCUACCUACCACUCCACGCAGGCGCCAACAUUUCUACACCUUCACUGCAUCCAAGAUGCCUCUCUUCAACGUCACCUUGAAAGAAAACGCCUCACCUGAGGAACUCAACAAGGCCAAGGACAAGGCCAAGGCUGAUGGCGGCACAAUCAAGCACGAGUUUACCUUGAUCAAGGGUUUCACUGUCGACUUCCCAGACGACAAAGUCGGUGUCCUUCAAACCAACGAUCACAUCCACGUCGAGCAAGAUGGCGAGGUCAAGACUCAAUAAGCGCACGAACCAUGACCUUCUAAACAACACAUUGUUGAUCUUCCCAUAGCAACCAUCACGAACCGCAAUGGUUAGGCACUGGUCAAGACAUAAGGAUCAAGAUCGAAGUUGAAGCAUCACAUCUGGGCGUCAGCCAGGAACAUUGGCAAGUUUGGGCUGACCUGCGAACAAAAACGAGCUCUCCGUACAUAGGAGCAUAUACAGACCAAGAACCGCUCUGCCUGGGGAUCUGACUUCAGAGUUUUGCUCUCAUUGACCGCAAUACGAGUGGUAUCUGAGGGCUUUUGCAUCUGUGAAACUCUCCUAGACAUCAAGCUCGACACUCAGUUCCCAAUCUAUGAUCUUCGACCACGAAACCAAUCGUCCCUUCCAACAUGCGCCUAACAACUCCCAUAGCAUAUAUCAUACAUCUAAAAGUCUG
This is a messenger RNA of Exophiala xenobiotica, 840 nucleotides long. RefSeq lists its product as uncharacterized. The transcript is spliced from 3 exons. Gene Ontology annotation, molecular function: endopeptidase inhibitor activity. Bases 207 to 419 code for a protein of 70 amino acids. Gene Ontology annotation, biological process: vacuole fusion, non-autophagic. NCBI's taxonomy places the organism in Eukaryota, Fungi, Ascomycota, Eurotiomycetes, Chaetothyriales, Herpotrichiellaceae. The record is from RefSeq and is a predicted model, not a curated record.